This is a messenger RNA of Staurois parvus, 1146 nucleotides long. The record is from the annotation of a GenBank genome assembly. Lineage: Eukaryota; Metazoa; Chordata; Amphibia; Anura; Ranidae.
AUGGAGAAAGAACGGGAAUACCAAAACAGAAUUUGGAAGGCGUUCCUUAUAUCCAUUCCAUAUUCUGCCAGUAUCGGGGGGACCGCCACCCUAACUGGGACAGCACCCAACCUCAUCCUUCUGGGACAGCUGAAGAGCUUCUUCCCAGGCUGUGACGUGGUGAACUUUGGCUCUUGGUUUGUCUUUGCUUUUCCGCUGAUGAUCAUAUUUCUUGUACUUGGUUGGUUAUGGAUCUCACUUCUACACGGCGCGUUCAGCCUCAGAUGCAAAAGGGAGAAGAAAUCAGAGAUUCGAGUGGAUGCAGAGGCAAAAGCCAAAGAAGUGAUAAAGGAGGAUUACAGAAAGCUGGGCCCCACAAUUUUUGCAGAGAAAGCCGUCUUCUUCUUCUUCUGCCUGUUUGCCAUUCUGCUGUUCACCAGAGACCCCAAGUUCAUCCCUGGAUGGGCAUCAGCGUUCACCCCUGGCUUCACCUCGGAUGCAGUGACUGGGAUUACCAUAUCUGUCAUUUUAUUUUUCUUCCCCUCUGAGAAGCCCUCCCUGACUUGGUGGUUCGAUAUGAAAGCUCCGAAUACAGAAAAUAAACCUUUGUUAUCAUGGAAGAAAGCACAAGACACUGUUCCAUGGAACAUCAUUUUACUGCUGGGAGGGGGCUUCGCCAUGGCCAAGGGGUGUGAGGUGUCUGGUUUAUCCACCUGGAUUGGAGGCCGUUUGCAGCCUUUGGAGGGUCUCCAUCCUGCUGCUGUGGCCGUCCUCCUCAUUACUAUACUCAUCGCCUCCUUCACUGAAUUCGCCAGUAACACAGCGACCAUUAUAGUCUUCCUCCCGGUAUUAUCAGAACUGGCCAUCCGUCUUAAAGUGAAUCCUCUAUACCUAAUGAUUCCCGGCACCGUCGGCUGCUCCUACGCCUUUAUGCUCCCGGUGUCCACGCCUCCCAACUCCAUAGCGUUUUCUACGGGACAUUUGAUGGUGAAAGACAUGGCAAGGACGGGACUUCUAAUGAACCUAAUGGGCGUUCUUCUUCUUAGCCUGGCCAUGAACACCUGGGCAUCCAGUAUAUUCGGGCUCAGCACUAUUCCUGAUUGGGUCGGCCUCCAUUCGCACAAUGUCACCUCCUUGGCCACGUACAAUAUGACUACCGGUGGCUGA